Messenger RNA from Entrophospora candida, 834 nucleotides. The record is from the annotation of a GenBank genome assembly. Lineage: Eukaryota; Fungi; Glomeromycota; Glomeromycetes; Entrophosporales; Entrophosporaceae.
AUGGCCACUCCCACUACAAUAACAGAAAAAGAUGUUCUCUCACUACCUGACGAAAUUAAAAAGAUGAAGAAGAGUAAACUUAUUGAAUUUUUACGAAGACAGGAAGAGCUAGAACUCAAAGAGGAUGAACUUAUAAUAUUUGAAAAACAAAAGGUUUCUGGUCAAGACUUUCUCCUUCUGACUAAAAAAGAACUUAUAGAAGCAUUUAAUCUUCCAGUAGGAACAGCCAUAAGAAUUGCAGACUUUAUCAAUGAACUCAAAAAACUUCAAGAUGGAUGUGGCCUUGGUGGUGCACCUGUUCUCAUUGGUUCUCAUCUGCCCCCAAAUGACUCACUAUGGAAGCGCAUUCAAAAACAAGGAUAUGAGGUAACAGUGUAUGAUCAGAAUGCUGAAAACCGUGAGAAGAAGGUUGAUAUGAAAAUUGGUGUCUCCAUAAUGUAUACCAUUCAAAAUUAUAAUCCUGGUAUAUUAGUGCUAAUUGCUGGUGAUGGUGACUAUGUUCCAGUAAUAGAUGAAGUUUUGAAUAAAGGAUGGGCAAUCGAGAUAUGGUUCUGGAGUUCUGGAAUGUCUAAGGAUCUUAAAUCAAAUGUGCUUUUCAAACCUUUGGAUCUUUAUUAUAAGUAUUUCUCAUGUGGCUAUGGACCUGAACCUACUGGAAAAAAACAAGUUCUUGAAAUCACUGAUGGUGAUACAAUUCGGGAUUGGAGGGACAAAGAGGUGAUGGAGUGUUUUACAGCUUUGAACUUAUUCUGUUGGUGGAACUGGUUAGAUGAAACCUUAUGUUUAUAUUUUGAUAAUCAGGAGAAUUUGGAGAGGGCAAAGCAUUGGUUGGAG